CAGAGCCGGAAACGCGCAAUGGAGAGCAAGAUGGCGGACCUCGAGUCCCCUCAGAAACUGUCAGGGAUUUCUCCGCCUGAGGGGAUGGGAGGAGGCCGCUGCUCGGAAAUCUCCACCGAGCUCAUUCGCUCCCUGACCGAGCUGCAGGAGCUGGAAGCUGUAUACGAACGGCUCUGCGGCGAGGAGAAAGUGGUAGAGAGAGAACUGGAUGCUCUUUUGGAACAGCAAAACACCAUUGAAAGUAAAAUGGUCACUCUCCACCGGAUGGGUCCCAACCUGCAGUUGAUUGAAGGAGAUGCAAAGCAGCUAGCUGGUAUGAUCACCUUUACCUGCAACCUAGCUGAGAAUGUGUCCAGCAAAGUCCGUCAACUUGACCUGGCUAAGAACCGCCUCUAUCAAGCCAUUCAGAGAGCUGAUGAUAUCUUGGACCUUAAGUUCUGCAUGGAUGGAGUUCAGACUGCUUUGAGGAAUGAAGAUUAUGAGCAGGCUGCUGCCCAUAUUCAUCGCUACUUGUGCCUGGACAAAUCAGUCAUUGAGCUCAGCCGACAGGGCAAAGAAGGCAGCAUGAUUGAUGCCAACCUGAAAUUGCUACAGGAAGCUGAGCAACGUCUCAAAGCCAUUGUAACAGAGAAGUUUGCCAUCGCUACUAAGGAAGGGGAUCUGCCCCAGGUGGAGCGCUUCUUCAAGAUCUUCCCACUGCUGGGUCUGCAUGAGGAGGGAUUAAGCAAGUUCUCAGAAUACCUUUGCAAGCAGGUGGCCAGUAAAGCUGAAGAGAAUCUACUGUUGGUGCUAGGGACAGAUAUGCGUGACCGGAGGGCUGCAGUCAUCUUUGCAGACACACUCACUCUUCUGUUUGAAGGUAUUGCCCGCAUUGUAGAGACCCACCAACCAAUAGUGGAGACGUAUUAUGGGCCAGGGAGACUUUACACCCUCAUAAAAUACCUGCAGGUGGAAUGUGACAGACAAGUGGAGAAGGUGGUAGACAAGUUUGUCAAGCAGAGGGACUACCACCAGCAGUUCCGGCAUGUCCAGAACAACUUGAUGAGAAAUUCUACAACAGAAAAAAUAGAACCAAGGGAACUGGACCCUAUCUUGACGGAGGUCACCCUAAUGAAUGCCCGCAGUGAGUUGUACUUACGCUUCCUCAGGAAGAGGAUCAGCUCUGAUUUUGAGGUGGGGGACUCCAUGGCCUCAGAAGAAGUAAAGCAGGAGCACCAGAAGUGUCUGGACAAACUCCUCAAUAACUGCCUAUUAAGCUGUACCAUGCAGGAGCUAAUUGGUUUCUAUAUUACCAUGGAGGAGUACUUCAUGAGAGAGACUGUCAAUAAGGCUGUGGCUCUGGACACCUAUGAGAAGGGCCAGUUGACAUCUAGCAUGGUGGAUGAUGUCUUCUACAUUGUUAAGAAGUGCAUUGGGCGGGCUCUGUCUAGCUCCAGCAUCGACUGUCUCUGUGCCAUGAUCAACCUUGCCACCACAGAACUGGAGUCUGACUUCAGGGAUGUUUUGUGUAACAAGCUGCGGAUGGGCUUCCCGGCCACCACCUUACAGGACAUCCAGCGUGGGGUGACGAGUGCUGUGAACAUCAUGCACAGCAGCCUCCAGCAAGGCAAAUUUGACACAAAAGGCAUUGAGAGCACUGACGAGGCCAAGCUUUCCUUCCUGGUGACCCUGAACAACGUGGAAGUCUGCAGUGAGAACAUCUCCACGCUGAAGAAGACGCUGGAGAGUGACUGCACCAAGCUGUUCAGCCAGGGCAUCGGAGGGGAGCAGGCCCAGGCCAAAUUUGACAGCUGCCUUUCUGACUUGGCUGCCGUGUCCAACAAAUUCCGAGACCUCUUGCAGGAAGGGUUGACGGAGCUAAACAGCACAGCCAUCAAGCCACAGGUGCAGCCUUGGAUCAAUACCUUCUUAUCUGUCUCCCACAACAUCGAGGAGGAAGAAUUCAAUGACUAUGAGGCCAAUGAUCCUUGGGUACAACAGUUUAUCCUUAACCUGGAGCAACAGAUGGCAGAGUUCAAGGCCAGCCUGUCCCCAGUCAUCUAUGACAGCCUGACCAGCCUCAUGACCAGCCUUGUUGCCGUCGAGUUGGAGAGAGUGGUGCUGAAAUCUACCUUUAACCGGCUGGGCGGUCUGCAGUUUGAUAAGGAGCUGAGGUCACUCAUUGCCUACCUUACCACAGUGACCACCUGGACCAUCCGAGACAAGUUUGCCCGGCUCUCCCAGAUGGCCACAAUCCUCAAUCUGGAGCGGGUCACCGAGAUCCUAGAUUACUGGGGCGCCAACUCUGGCCCACUGACGUGGCGCCUCACCCCUGCUGAAGUCCGCCAGGUGCUGGCUCUGCGCAUGGACUUCCGCAGCGAGGACAUCAAGAGGCUUCGCCUGUAACUGCCAGGGGGAAGCCCACUUGGCCCAUCAUACUUCAGGGCCCAUUCCCUAAGUAGCCAUAGCCAAGAAGCUGAGUAAGACUGUCUGGCUUGAGGAGCUCGGACAGGCCCAAAUAUUCACUGUGGGCAGUAGGAAACAAGGCUCAACUCACUGUGUUGUCUGCACUCAGACCUGUCUGGGUGGUGCUUUGCAGGCAGCUUCUACCCACCAGAAGUGAAUCCUCCUGGGCUAUUAAUUAUAUGGGAAAGCCAAGGCAGGCCAGCCUUUUAUAUGGGUGGUCAUUUUCUCAUCCUUAGACACUACAGCAAACGAGCUGCCUCAGGGCCAGCCCUAAAUUUAGGACUUGGGUAUAUCUGGGAACCUGGGCAAUUAGGUUUAUUCCCAAGGAGAGGUUGUGAUGUUUAUGAUCACCCUGAAUAAAGAUACUCCUUAGAAGA
Molecule: messenger RNA, 2822 nt
Organism: Hyaena hyaena (striped hyena)
Lineage: Eukaryota; Metazoa; Chordata; Mammalia; Carnivora; Hyaenidae
Gene: COG4
Product: component of oligomeric golgi complex 4
Exons: 19
Coding region: 19-2385 (788 amino acids)
Source: RefSeq, a predicted model, not a curated record